AUUAUUCAUGACAGUCUAACAACACUAUACGAUGCUGUCUAAGACUUUUAAUGCAUUCACGGUCAUUUUGGCUUGUGGUGUAAGUUGGUAUUGUGGACAGAAUUUCUGGAAACCACUUAUUAUUGAAAAAUUGCGAGAAAAUGGUGCUUUAAGACAAGAUAUUGAUAUACCUAAUGUCGAUGAUAAUAUACCUGAAAGUAUUCAAGAUGUUAAGAAUCAAAUUAGAAUAGCAUUAAAUCUCGAGGAUGAAGCUGCCAAACAGCAAGAAAUGAAAAAUAGUGUAGCAUGGGCAAAAAUACGAAAAGAAAAAGGAAUCAGUACUGACUCUGAAGAAUAAUGGAGUUAAUAAUUCACAAUCUAUCAUCUAAUAGAAUAUAUAAUUCAUGUACAUAGUCUAUAUCAAUAAAUUUAUUGACUUUAUUUUGAAGGGUAGUC
Molecule: messenger RNA, 435 nt
Organism: Scheffersomyces amazonensis
Lineage: Eukaryota; Fungi; Ascomycota; Pichiomycetes; Serinales; Debaryomycetaceae
Exons: 2
Coding region: 32-337 (101 amino acids)
Source: RefSeq, a predicted model, not a curated record